Messenger RNA from Dermatophagoides farinae (American house dust mite), 1763 nucleotides. The record is from RefSeq and is a predicted model, not a curated record. Lineage: Eukaryota; Metazoa; Arthropoda; Arachnida; Sarcoptiformes; Pyroglyphidae.
AGCAUCAAACAAUUGAUGCUUAUAAUUUUGUUUCUUUUUCCACUUGAAUUGACCAUUCAAGCCUACUACAUAGUUGAUUGGUUAGUUGACUGGUUGGUUGGUUUGUUGGAAAAUUUUUUUUUGUCCGUCAUUCGGGCGAGGCAAAAAGGCCACCAUCAUUUUACCACCUACACUCACCUAUAUAGUUUUAUAUAUGUUCAUUAAAUAGUUUAGAUAAUACGGUGGUGGUUGAAAAGGAACGAAAACUUUUCUAAUUUUGAAAUGAAAUGUCAAAGGUCAUUCAAGUGGAAAGGUGUUGGAUUACCUGCUUCAUCACAAAGAUAUAUCUGCAGGUGUCUCUAUUGUCGAUAUAAUCUAGCUGAUUAUUGUACCGAAACAACAUGGUCCGAUUAUCCUGGUCGGCAUCUUAUACGAUUGGAAAAAUCAUUGAAAAUUAGGCUGCCAUCUAUAUUGGAUUUCCAAUUCAAUGAAACACAUCGGCAACGAAUGGGUUUUUAUCGUCCAGGAAUAUAUCCAAAUCCUAUGGAAAAUCAUUUGAAUAAUAAUAAUCACCAACAGCAGAAGCAUCAGUCACAACCACCAUUUGUUCCAUAUUGUCUACUAAGUUUUACUGUCGAUUAUGGCCAUCGAAUCUAUGCUGAAGGUCUUGCUACCGGACUAAUUACCGGUGGUAAAGAAUGGUUUACGGAAACUUUACAUUUUUCACGGCGAACAUCCACAUCAUCCUCGCCAGCGAUUGGUUUGAAAAAUUCACAACCACCAGAAAUCGGUACAUUUACCAUAUCGACAACAAAAAAUGCCUUAACACUAGUCUUUGAACAACUACAUGUUGGACCAUUUAGUUUUCAUCUAAUUCUAACACCAUUUCGUGAUGCUAAACCAGAAUUCAUGUUUAGAUGUGAAAGUGAACACGAAUAUCAAUGUACAAAUGAAAGAUGUAUAGCUAAAUAUUUAGCCUGUGAUCAUCAUAAUAAUUGUGGUGAUUAUUCGGAUGAACAUAUGAAUUGUAUGUCACGAAUACCUACUUCAUCAUUACCGCCCGGUUUUAUUCCACCGGAUGGAAGAGACAGCGGUGGACGUGAGGAAGAUUAUUGGCCUCCAACAUCACCCUCACAACCACAACAACCUACAUCGCCACAAUUACCAACAUUCCCAAUCGAUUCUGAUUUUGAUACUGAUCGAACACAUGAAAUCGGUGGAUCAUUCGAUGAUGGUGACACGAUACCAGAAUAUAUUGAUGUUCCAUUCCCUGGUAAUGGUGAUCGACACAAAACAACACAUGUUGGUGGACCAACAAAACCAAAACCAAUGAAUGGUUUUCAUGGUGUAGAAGUUCAUACGGGUGGUGGAUUUCUUGGUGAUCUUUUCCGUUUCGAUUCAGAACGUACAUCUAAUGUUGUUAAAGUUGUUCGUUAUCUACUUGCUUUACUGAUCAUUAUCAUUCUGGUUACGUUGAUCAAUUUUCUUAUCUGGUGUUUGAUUACUAAACGUGAUCAAUCAUUUAUGGCAACAGCAUCAUCACCAGCACCUGUAGAAGGAUCUACAACUGGUGGUGGUAGUAGUCCACCACCGUCAUCAUCACAACAGCCACAAUUACCGCCGAUUUCAGUAAUAUCGGUUUAAUCUGUCGGUAAUCUAGCAUUUUUUUGUAUUAUAAAACGACAACCAAGAAACUUAUUUUAAGAACGAAAAAACUUAUUAUUGAUUAUAAUUUCCUAUCUAUAACAAUAUCAUGUUUUGAUAAAUUGUUUUUCUUUUUAUUA